Messenger RNA from Cetraspora pellucida, 567 nucleotides. NCBI's taxonomy places the organism in Eukaryota, Fungi, Glomeromycota, Glomeromycetes, Diversisporales, Gigasporaceae. The record is from the annotation of a GenBank genome assembly.
AUGUUUUCUAGAUUUCACAUGCAAUCAGUCGUCAUGACAGAUAUUGAAUUAGCGAUUGAAAGAAUUUGUGAAACAUCAGUGGCCCAUCUAGAACCAGAAUGUACUAAAGGUAAAAAAUGGAUCAAUACUUUACCGAGUAACUCCAAUUGGUUCUCAUGGGAGUGGCUAUGCGAUGGCGAUUAUGCAGGAUACCUUCGAGCACGUGCUAUACCUAAUAUUAUAACUCAGCAUUUGACCCCCAAAUCUACAUGGUUUAUCCCAUUACUACAUAAAUCAGAAGUUAUUUUUCAUCACUCAACAGCUGACUACCUACAAGAACUAAGCACUUAUAAAAUUUAUAACAUACUACCAAAUGAAAGCAUGCAUGAAGAAUUUCCACUUACAUUAGGGUGGGCACUAAAAGAAAAUCAAAAAUUCAGAAAAAAAAGAGCAGGUAAAAGAAUUAGUAAGCACGUAAUAGCUUAUUUGAAAGAUAUUUUUUGGUGGGAAAGUGAUAUUCCAAAAGUGUCAACUAUUCAAAACUGGAUCGCAAGAUAUGCAAUGCAACACAAGCAAAAAAUGGUGCAA